AUAGCUUCCACUCUUUUUCAAACCGCUCACUGUCUUCGCUUCACUUUUCGAUCAACUAUGUGCAAGCCAAGGUUAUUAACUCUAGAUCUCAUGCACCAGGAUGUGUGACGCAUGGGCUGUUCUGUAUGGCUAUUGAGAUCACAUAUGAUGUCAGUACGCAGGAGAGGAGAUGGUUGGAUGCGGCUACGCGACCUCAUACUCCUUACCACCAUGCUCACUUUCCUUGUGGUGCUCUGGCUGCUCUGGGCUGCAACCUCUUCGCUGGUUGGCUCGAUCAUGGGCUGGAUCGGUGGUCAUACUGUCACGGCAACCUACGUCCAUCAUCGACAUUAUCCAACCGGAUCCCUCAUUACAAUGAUUGACAUCCUUCUGAUGCUCUUAAGAUCUCUCCCUACAACACUUAGGAAGCUUCUGAUACUCUUGGCAAGCGCCUCGAAAGAUCAGUAUACUCCUACUUCGGUUCGGUAUAGUCCUGAGAUUCGGAGGAUGACAAAAUACGACCUUUCAGAAGAUAGUCAUGUGUCCUGA
Molecule: messenger RNA, 528 nt
Organism: Suillus plorans
Lineage: Eukaryota; Fungi; Basidiomycota; Agaricomycetes; Boletales; Suillaceae
Exons: 4
Coding region: 112-528 (138 amino acids)
Source: RefSeq, a predicted model, not a curated record